UCGCGGAACCAAUGGGAGCGUCCGGACGCGCCCGGGGUCUCGUUUCAGAACAGGGCGCUCCCUUUGAAGACAGAAACUGACACGGUCGAGUCAUGGUGGGACCGGGCCCCGCUGCCAGCGCAGCCGCGGAAGAGCGAUGGAGAAAGCUCCAGGAGUACCUGGCAGCCAAGGGAAAGCUAAAGGACCCGAACACCAAGCCUUAUCUAAAAGCCAAGUAUAACUGCCCCAAACCACCAUCUUCCAAAUAUACUCCUGGGCCCAAAAAAGAUGUUUCCAGUCAUGUUGUUUUGCCUAUCAAAACUACAAGGCCCAUCAAUGUUAAACUCCAGAGUAAACCAGCUAAUAUCACAGCAUCCCAGAAACCAGAGCUGGAGCCACCAAAACUUCAAGGCAAAGGGCUCACUUCAAGAUGUUUUUCUUCUAACUCAGACUGUAAACAGUCCAGCAAGAGUCUGCAGCAGUACAGAGCUGCGUCAUCCACUACAGGACUGUCAAGAAAACCCAGGCAGUCCCCUGGUACACAGAAAUUGGAUUCCAAAAAGCAGCAGCAAACACAUCAAGGAAAUGCUGAGCGCACCAAUCCUGUGGCUGGGACCCAUGUCGGAAACCAAUCUUUGAAGGGCUUUCUACACGAGGUCAACAAAGAGAACUUGCCCCAAACCUUGCUAGAACCUGGGAAGCCGGUUCCUGACUUAUGCCCCAUAAGUAAGCCAAACACUGGCUCCUAUAACCAAACCCAGAAAAGUCUGGCUCCUAAACAAAUCUUGAGCAAAAGUUCAGUUAACCGUACUGUUCUGAAAGACAGAGCUAACAAACAGUUUGUUAGAAACACACAAGUCAGCACUCAACCAGUGAAGUCGCAGCACCUCUCUACAGACACAGAUUCAGCACGACCCAGAGAAAAACCCCCGCAAAGAGUUCCCUCUCACUUCAUUCCUGCCCAUAGUAAGACUCAGACAUCAAAGAAACCAGUGGUCAAUGACACACAGGACAUAAAGGUUGACAGGAUUAAAUGUGGAAGACCAAAUGAAACUACGAUACAGUCACACCCUGCCACUGAACAGAAAGUAAAACAUACUAAAUCUGGCUCCCACCCCAGCUGUUGUCAGGGAGGACAGAGCAACAGAAAUCCAGCCUUCAAGCAGGAUCAAAAGACUGUGCAGCCCUGUCUUGGACCCCGGACAUCACACAUUCUGCACAAUUCAAGAGCUGUAAGCCAGAGGCCUAACUUGACAGCUGGCAAGGUUAUUCUAAGCACCCCUAGCAUAAGAGCAAGUAAAACCCAGAACAAUAAAAGCAGUAACAUCUUCCAACAAAAAGCACAGACUCUGGACUUCAAGUUCAAAAAGCUUCUUCCCCAGAGCCAGUUUCUGAACAAGACUGCUCCCAAAACUCAAGCUGGCACAGCAACCAUGAGAAGGAAAGGAGCCCCAAGUGCUAGCCAGACUCAUCCACGUGUUAAAAAGACAGACGUAGAGGAUCGGAGGAAACAACUGGAAGAAUGGCAGAAAUCUAAAGGGAAAACCUAUAAGCGUCCUCCCAUGAAAUUGAAAGCGAAAAGAAAAAUCAUAGAGGAAAUGAACAUUUCAUUCUGGAAGAGCAUUGAGAGAGAAGAGGAAGAACAGGAAGAGAAGAAAGCUCAGCUAGAGCUGUCCAGUAAAAUCAACAACACUCUGACCGAGUGUCUGAGGCUCAUUGAAGAGGGUGUAUUUCCUAAUGAAAUAUUUAAUAUCCUGUCCAGCAUUCCGGAGGCUGAAAAAUUUUCCAAGUUCUGGGUCUGCAAAGCAAAGUUACUGGCAAGUAAAGGCACCUUUGAUGCUAUUGGACUUUAUGAAGAGGCCAUUAAAAAUGGGGCAGCACCAACACAAGAACUGCUGGAGGCUCUGAACAUUCCGCAAGAUCCAAGCAGAAGCUCAGAGGCUGUCACCUCAGACUCAUCAGCUACUGGAACUGAUGUCACAUCUGUGGAAGAGCUGGCCAAGAAGGAGGACUCUGGGCAGCCAUGCCUUCCUCCAACAGAAAGGGAACAGAUUAUAGCAGUACCACAGAUAACUGCAGCAGAAUGGGAUAACCCUGGUAUCAAACUACAGAUCGCCCCAGUCCCGAGAAUAUGUGGUGUGCCGGAAGUGCAAGACAUGAAGCUUAUCACUCCUGUGAGGCGCUCAGCAAGGAUCGAGCGAGCAGUGGCCCGAUACCCAGAAAUGCUGCAGGAGCAUGACGUUGUCGUGGCUUCUCUUAACGAGCUACUGGAAGUGGACAAAACAGAGUAUUUUGUCUUCCGGGAAAAUGAAGCUUUACCUGUGACACUAGGCUUUGAAACCCUUGAAUCAUGAUCUUUUGAUUUUUUUAAUGUUUUUAAAUGAAAGUUUCUUCAGGGCUUGCAAGAGAUAAGAAAUGCCCUUAUCAAGAUGGCCUGAAAUAAAUGUACACUGAGACACCAUGAUACAGAAGAGAGACUCUUACAUCUGAGGAAGGAAUGCAUGGGGUUUACUCUCAGACUGUAUAUCCCACAAGAAAACCUUUGGUUCGUGUGUUUUGUUCUAUACUCUGUGAUAGUUUUACAGCAAAUAAAAGUUUCAGAGUGAAGAACAAUCCAGAAUUGACAUGGCCACCCAGGUUUUUAUUGUGUACAACCCUCAUUUGUACUUGUUCAGAAAUGCUUCAAAUAAAAACAAAAGUUGUGGGGAAAGCACUCCCUGCAUCCAUUGGUCUCUCUUUCAUGGGGCUCUAGCCUGAAGAAGAUGUGAGCCCGGGAGACAAUGGCAGGGCUUCUUCUUUUCCUUGGGCAACUGUGCUUAGAGCAGAAAACCAGAGUUGUUUUGUAAAUGUAAUGUAUAGAAAACCUAGUCAGCACAUUUUAAAUUUCAGCUUUGUUACUAUUAUUACUAAAUAUUAUUGAAAAUAAAAACCCUCUAAAUA
This is a messenger RNA of Mesocricetus auratus (golden hamster), 2919 nucleotides long. It is a transcript of the gene Ckap2l, whose product is annotated as cytoskeleton associated protein 2 like. The record is from RefSeq and is a predicted model, not a curated record. The transcript has 9 exons. Bases 93 to 2333 code for a protein of 746 amino acids. NCBI's taxonomy places the organism in Eukaryota, Metazoa, Chordata, Mammalia, Rodentia, Cricetidae. Gene Ontology annotation, cellular component: cytosol; centrosome; mitotic spindle.